UGUAGUGCAUCCCCAUCCGGUUAUGGUUAUCGGAACGACAGGUGAAAAUAAAAUGUCGGUGGAAUAGCUUCAAAAAGUUUAUUCACUUGUUCGAAAGCACCAUCUUUGUCCAUGAAACCCGGUGCAAUACAGGCAGCAUAAGAGAAAGAUAUCAACAGGAGUUCUCUUAGUUAUUUGUAUCUAGUAUGUCUUAGUCUUCCUCUUCGAGUAUUGAUGGCACAAUUGUUCAUCGCGUUGCGAAAUGAACGUGGCCACAAAAACUUAUAGCAUGAACAAAAGAUGAGCGCAGGCACAGAGUCCUCGAGCCAUGGAGGCAAGGAAAGCGUUGUUCUUGACGACGACUAUUCUGCUUCCGAUGACGACUUGGCUUUUGGAGAGGAGCUCGACGGUUUUGUUUAUGACAUAUCUGAUGGAGAGGGCGUCGCAGGUGCGACGACUGGUAUUGCUGGCUCUGCUGCAUCAACGAGGGCUGAGGCCGCUUCAAGUACUGGAACCUCUACCGAGCAGCCAGUAGUUGGCUCUGCCUUGUUGCCAACGCGCAACACACGACGCGAAAGCUUUUUGCUGGGUGGCCAAAACCACGACAGGAAGAUAUCAUCCUCAUCCAGGCCGAAUCUUCCGUCAAGCAGCAAGCCAGCAGAAGGCAGCGACGAGCGGGAGCCCGGAUCUAGAAACGAGUCAAGCCCUGACCAGUCCUCUGCCAACAUCAUUGCGGAUGGCGAAGACGAUGUAGAUGAGCUAUUCUUCCGAGGCCUGGACGAAGAGGAAAUAGAUGAAGCUCAAGACGAAGAUGACCUCGAGGACGACGCAAAUUCGGUUGCUGACAGUGCGUCCCAGACCACAACUGCAACCCGGCGGUUCCGAUCGGUCGGGCCGCACGCGUGCGACGUGUGCGGGAAGAUUUUCAAGAAGCCGAGUCACGUCCUGUUGCACAAGAAAAAAGUCCAUGACGCGCGCGAGGCACGAACGACCUGCGACAUUUGCGGAAAGAGAUUUUCCAAGCCGUGGAAGUUGAAACAGCACAAGCAGCAAGUGCACCCGGAAAAAGAUGCGGAUGGGAACCCGGUUGGCGAUGCAGUGGCAAAUCUGAAGCAAUUUGUCUGUCCGGUGCCGAAUUGCGGGAAAGCGUACCGCAGGAAAGACCACCUCGCAAGACAUGUUCGUGGAGCGCAUGGAGGGAACCACAGAGGGAGCAGCAGUGCCGGUGGUGCUGUCGGUCGACAGGCGGCGCUCAAGGUGGCGGAGGGUGACGUCGCGGAUGGAGAGAGGAAGCAGCACGGCGCUGUGUUGCGUGAAAAUACUGUCGCAGAAAUUCUUGAUGUUCAAGGGCAAAACGAGGAGCUGCGAAACGGAAUAAAUGAGCGAGGUGGUUCCAGCUCCAGCAGCAAGGCACCUGUUCAAGCUGCAGCAGCACCGAAAGUUGGUUUCUUUUUGCCGCCUGAUCAACAUGGUGAUGCUGAGGACGAUAUUAAGCAGCGUCAAGACUUUGACGACGAACUCGACGAAACGCAAAGCAAUCUGUCCGACCUCGGUUUCCAGCUUGCGUGGAACUACGUGUGUCCUACCUGCGACAAAAAGUUUCCCUCGAACCAAAAACUGAAGAAGCACAUGAAAUCCCACAACCGGCUGACGUGCGAAAAAUGCGGCGCCAAGUUCAAAAAGCAGGGCAAAUACGACACCCACAUCCAGCUGUGCAAGGGCGAAAAGGUGGAGUUUAGCUCGGGGAAGAAGAUUCUUCCCGAAAACCGCCACCUCUACACAGAGAGCGGGUUGCUGAAAAACAAAAAGCGCAGGAAAGAUUUGAAAGGGCAGCUGGCGGCAAGUGUAGUUUCAUCUGGUGGUGCUGGACAGCAACUGGAAGAUGGGGAAGAUGAAGACGAUGCUAUAGCUGUGCCCGCUGCCCCCGUUUCUGGUGUCGCGCCGCCGAAGUCGUGGCCCCAAACCCAAAAUGAAAACAAGAAAGGGCCCGCUGGUACUGAUGGUGUGGACAACGGCGACGAUGCUUUUCACGGAGAGGAAGAAGACGAUGCUCUGAUCUGUGAAGAAAUCGUCGACGACAUGGGACGAGGACAAGAACGCGGCGACCGACAAAGCAUAUCUUCAAAAACCGCAAGGAACAAUUCGACCUCCCCAUCUUCAGCAUCCGUCCCCGAGCUGCUUUCCGGGGUCCGCUGCCCCCGCUACCCGGAGUGCGACUACAUCAUCACGUCACUGCGUGACCAGACGCUGCACGCAAAGUGGCACCUGCGCAAGGACGCCCAGAAAUUCUUCAAGUGCGACUACUGCGACUUUGAAUCCCUCCACUGGAGCGAGGUGGUCCAGCACAAGAAGCUGAGUCACGUCAAGUGCUACGUCUGCGAGGUCUGCGAAAAGUCCUACAAGAGCGGCCACAGUUUAAAGGAGCACAUGGCUACGAAGCACCCGAAUUUCGCUAAACUUGCCAAGCACACUGGAAAGGACGGCGAGAUUUUGCGGAAAAGUGAAGAAAGUGCAGCCGCUAAGGGCAAGGAAAGUUCAGAUACCGAUGGAAAGCAAAAUGGUGGAGUCUCUGAUGCACUAAGAGAUGCAUCAUCAUCUUCUGCGCCGCCGAAUAAAGAGCGACAAAGCGACGACAACAUGGAAAGCUCCGCGGAUGUCACAUCGUAUUUGUGCAAGGACUGUGGCAAGGAGUAUCUGACGAAGGGCGCCUUGCGACAGCACCGAAACGCGAAACACAACGACAAAAACGUCUACAAGUGCAAGAUCUGCGACCGCGUUUUCUGCCACAAAGCAACACUGAGCAAGCACCUGCAGACGCAUGUUGAGACUGCUAGUACGUCACUGCAGCCCCAGGAAGACGGGAACUCGACUGAUGCGACAAAUCUGAAGCUGCCGGAUAGAAGCGGUGUUGUACAACAGGGAAGCAAAGAGCAGGCCUUUGAAGAGACGACGACGACGACGACUCCAAAUGUCGUAAGCAGAGCGGUUUCACUAGGAAAAAAAGCGUCCUCCUCUACCGCGACUACAAGAGUGCACAAGACUGAAGCGACACCUUUUUCCGAAACUGGAAAUAUUGAAGCCGAAGACAACGACUUUGAUGGAGGACAAAAUAAAAACAGCUGCGAAGUAGACCACGACUCGGAGAGGCCUGGCACAGCUGAUACAGACCUAGACCUAUUCGAGGCGCCACUACUGAAAAGAAGGAAACCCGGCCCGAAAACAAGCCGCUUUCGGGGCACGCAGCUUGCAGAUGGUGGAGAACAGAAUAGCUUGCAGUUGCAAGACCAGGGUAGGGACCUGUUCGCAGAUGCGUCCGGAAUCAGUUGGUGAGUGUUCCACAUCCACGGUAUUUUCCGAAUGAACUUGAAAGCGCAGUUUCGCAUUCUAUUUUCGUCGAAGUCUUCCAAUCACAUGUAAAAUACAUGCAGCGUCGAUUACGAUAUUAACGAUGAAGGCUUCGUCUGAAGAUGAAAAAAGAGUAGUUUCAGCGACAUAACGAGACCCAAAAGAACCACGAUACUGCAAGA
Messenger RNA from Amoebophrya sp. A120, 3506 nucleotides. Lineage: Eukaryota; Dinophyceae; Syndiniales; Amoebophryaceae. The record is from the annotation of a GenBank genome assembly.